Penicillium cinerascens is the source of this 837-nucleotide messenger RNA. It is a transcript of the gene tpcG, whose product is annotated as oxidoreductase tpcG. The transcript has a single exon. The record is from RefSeq and is a predicted model, not a curated record. NCBI's taxonomy places the organism in Eukaryota, Fungi, Ascomycota, Eurotiomycetes, Eurotiales, Aspergillaceae. Bases 1 to 837 code for a protein of 278 amino acids.
AUGAAAACCUACGCCAUCCUAGGCGGCACAGGUUCAACCGGAUCAAGCAUAAUCUGUCAACUCCUCGAGGACGAAGAAAUCCAUCUAAACAUCUACGCGCGGUCCGCGCAAAGACUCGCCGAAAAAGUCCCACAUCUCUCAUCGAACCCACGCGCCAAGUCAUACAUCGGCACACUUGAUAAUGUCGAGCUACUCGCCAACUGCCUGGAAGGAGUCGACGCAGCUUUCUUCACAGUAGCGACCAACUUCAACGAACCGCACUGCUCGAUAGCGCAACAAACGGCGCAUUCAGCCGUAUCCGCGCUGGAAAUUGUUCGAUCACGAGUUACCAAGCGAAAUGGAAAAACCAAGAGGAGCUGGGUAUGUCCGCCUCUCGUGUUUCUUUCCUCGGCGGGAAUCAAUUUGAAAUUGAUCGAGCAGCAGUCGUGGCUGUUUGGAUUUGCGGUUUCUAGAGGCUGUUACUGGAUUUAUCGUGACUUGGCUCUCGCGGAGAAGUAUCUGCGUUCUCACGAGUGGCUUUCGGUGGUGUUUGUUCAGCCUAAUGCACUGGUGCAUGAUCGUCCUUUUGGUGUCAGGUUGGAUGAAGGGGAGGCGAGUUCAAGGUGUUCCUAUGCUGAUCUUGCGACCGCCAUGGUUUUGGCCGCCGAGGGACAAACGGCUUCGGAGGAUUUGAAAGGGGAUAACAAUAAAUGGAUUGGGAAGCGUGUCGGUGUGACUAGUCUUGGUGGUGAAGAGGUGAAGGCUGCGACGGAGAAUCUUCAGUAUAUCAUUCCUGGGUUUGUGGGAUACUGGUCUCCGACUCUAUGGGAUAUGUGCAAGAGCAUAGGGUUGUGGUGA